AUGAACACUCCAUGGAAAGUCGUUAAUUCCCCUUCGCCAGUUCCGAGUCCCACCAAGCUGUCCCACGGUUUCACCAUCCAGGCACCAUCCUCCUCCGACAUGUGGGGAACUCCAACAGGCCCGGUCUUCACCUCCCCUAUGGGCGGCUUGGCACUUAUAAUCCAUCGGCCUGACGCAACCCGCGCAUGGGUCAAGGCAGGCCCGGGGUUUAUCAACGGGGAGCAGCUUGUCUGUGUUGCUGGGAGGGACAGGCUACCUGAUUCGAGUCUAGGGACUUCGAUUAUGGCCAGUUCUGAUGGAAAUGCUGAGGUGACGAUCGAGAUGGCGAGAGAUGACACUGGCCUGGCUGUGUUUGAAAUUCAGGCGGAGGGAUCGGGUCCCGAGAGGAAAAGAGUCAUUCGAGAGACGGCGUGGGUGUUUGCAGGUAGUGGAAAUGAAGAGUGCUGGAUUGGAGCGUAUGCAGCCAAACCACUGGGGGAUGCGAAGGAUCCUGAUAUAGUGGUGAGAUUCAGAGAUUUGGUUGUUGAGAUCUUAGUGAUACUCAGGGAUUUCCUCUUCCAACAUACAGUGCGAGUCCUUCGAAAGGCGGCUGCUAUCCCAGACGACAAGCAGCGGGAAAUGUUGGAUAACAUUCUUGUACGGUGGGAGUAG
Molecule: messenger RNA, 651 nt
Organism: Aspergillus versicolor CBS 583.65
Lineage: Eukaryota; Fungi; Ascomycota; Eurotiomycetes; Eurotiales; Aspergillaceae
Exons: 2
Coding region: 1-651 (216 amino acids)
Source: RefSeq, a predicted model, not a curated record